Penicillium macrosclerotiorum is the source of this 1467-nucleotide messenger RNA. RefSeq lists its product as uncharacterized. Gene Ontology annotation, cellular component: cytoplasm; membrane. The record is from RefSeq and is a predicted model, not a curated record. The transcript has 4 exons. Gene Ontology annotation, molecular function: flavin adenine dinucleotide binding; electron-transferring-flavoprotein dehydrogenase activity; transmembrane transporter activity. Lineage: Eukaryota; Fungi; Ascomycota; Eurotiomycetes; Eurotiales; Aspergillaceae. Gene Ontology annotation, biological process: transmembrane transport. Bases 1 to 1467 code for a protein of 488 amino acids.
AUGGCGGGCAAUGCUUUGAAAAACAUCAUAGUGAUCGGAGGCUCCUUCGUGGGGCGACCCCGAUUUGCCAUUGUUUCAGGCCAAGAGCAUAAAGCUUUUAUCCCGUAUAGUGGCAUUUUCUCUGCUGCCACAAAUCCCACCUCCCACAGCGUGAUCCAGGCUCGCGUCACAUCUGUUCAGCCACAUCACAUCGAGCUGGAUCGGGAGUGGCAGGGCUCGAAACAAAUUCCAUUCGACUAUGUUGUAGUUGCCACUGGAACUCGUCUCUCAAAACCUGCGGGCAUGGAGUUUGACGACAAACGGUCGUCGGUCGACUACCUUCAAAAGCAUCAAGCCGAUGUGAAGCGUGCUCAAUCAAUUCUCAUCGUCGGCGGCGGUGCAGUGGGGGUACAGAUGGCGACAGACUUGAAAGAGUGGUAUCCGGAGAAGAAGGUCACCGUGGUCCAGUCGCGGCCCCGGGUGAUGCCGACUUUCAACCCUCAAUUGCAUGAACUCGUCUCUCGGCGCUUCGAUGAGCUGGGGGUAAAGUUGAUCACCGGUUCUCGAGUUGCCAUCCCCCCAGGCGGAUUCCCAAAUAAUGGCAGUCCCUUCAAUGUGGAAUUGACCGAUGGAACCACCGAAUCUACCGAGUUCGUCAUUUUGGCGACGGGACAAACACCAAAUAAUCAACUAGUGGCCAACCUAGAGCCAUCGACCCCAGAUGGCGAAUCCAUUGUCAACCCUGAGAAUGGAUAUAUCAGAGUUCGGCCGACCAUGCAGUUCUUGGAUGCGAAGUAUUCGAAUCUGUUUGCCGUGGGAGAUAUCGCCGACACGGGGGCCCAAAAGGCAGCUCGCCCUGGCGCCGCACAAGCCGCGGUGGUUGCUAAGAAUAUCCAGGCAUUGAUUGAAGGUCGCAACCCAGAGGAAACGUUUGUCAAAGGUCCAGGGGCGAUUCAUUUGACUUUGGGAAUGAAACAUAACGUCAUUUUCCGCAACCCCAACACGGCGGAAGGGCAGACCGAGCCCUGGAUCAACGAGAAGCACGAGUCAUUGAAUCCCUGGAAAGGAAAGGAGUCUAGGAGCUUGUUGGCUUACUCUGUCCAGUAUAUUGCCAACUUCAGCGACGGGUUCCAAAAUACUCUUGCCAAUCCCACAAAUGUCAUUUUUAAGCAGCUUCUUGGCUCCAAGGGCUAUUCUUCGGACAUGAAAACCCGCAUUAGUGAUUCGCUCAUCAUUGGAGCGAUUCUGGGUGUGGUGGUCCUGGGUUAUACCUCGGAUAUGUUUUCUCGACGGGCUGGACUGCUCUUCACCUCAUCUUUGGUCGCGAUUGGGACUUUGAUGGCCACGCUUGCUCUUCAGGUGCAUCCAUCGCAGAACAUGCUGUGGUAUUUUGUCAUUGCUCGUGGGAUUGCCGGCUUCGGUGUCGGAGGGGAAUAUCCUCCAAGUGCAGCAGCCGGAAUUGAAGAAUCCGAGGAGGUGCGUAUGUAA